Messenger RNA from Vicia faba (fava bean), 579 nucleotides. The record is from the annotation of a GenBank genome assembly. Lineage: Eukaryota; Viridiplantae; Streptophyta; Magnoliopsida; Fabales; Fabaceae.
AUGGCAUCUACCACGCGCGUCACUCACUGCGACCUCCGCCCGCCCAAACCGCCCUCACGUCCUCUCCUCGAUAAACCCGCUCCGGUUCAGCUUUCCAUCCCAAAACCCAAACUAACCGAACCAGAAGGCGCCGCCACAAACAUCGUUCUACAACCGCGGCUAUGCACCCUCAGAUCGUACGGUUCCGAUCCAAUCGCCGCCGUAAUCAAAUCUCGUAAACAAGAUACUCAAGUUACCGAUGACGUGUCAUCUUUCUUCGCCACGCUUUCAGAAUACAUUGAGAGCUCUAAGAAAAGCCAAGAUUUCGAAAUCAUCUCCGGUCGUCUCGCCAUGAUGGUGUUUGCGGCGACGGUUACGGUGGAGCUGGUCACCGGAAACUCCGUGUUCAGGAAAAUGGAUAUUGCAGGGAUAACGGAGGCCGGUGGAGUUUGUUUAGGCGCGGUUGCUUUCGCGGCUUUGUUUGCUUGGUUUUCAAGUGCGCGUAACAAAGUGGAUCGAAUCUUCACCGUUAGCUACAACUCCUUCAUCGAUUCGCUAAUUGAUCAAAUCGUUGACGGUUUAUUCUACGAUGAAAUCUGA